AUGGCUACCGUUAUACCACCACCAUCGAAAAAACAAAAGAGACAAGCUCAACAAGUACAAGAAGUGCCGUUGAUUCCUAAGGAUUUACCUAACAUCUUAAUAAAAUUCGAAGCAUCGGAUACUGGUGAAUCCGUUGGAGGUUCAAUCAGAGUUCCUGGUGCCAUAACUGAGAAACAAUUAGAAGAACUUUUGAAUCAAAUACAAGGAACUUCCGAUGACCCAACACCGUAUACAUUUGCUUUACUUAAUAAGAAUGACAAAGAUGAGUCUAAGACAGAGAUGAUUGAUAUUAAGGAUGAUCUUUAUACAUCAGUUUUGAAACCUCAAAUCAAGACUACAGAAGAUUUUAUGACUUUGGUUUAUACACCUAGAGCCAUUUUCAAAGUCAAACCUGUAACAAGGUCAAGUUCUGCCAUUGCAGGUCAUGGAUCCACCAUUUUAUGUUGUCAAUUUUCUCCUAAUAAUUCAAGUAGAAUGUGUUCUGGAGCUGGUGAUUCAACCGCAAGAAUUUGGGAUUGUAAUACCCACACACCGGUUGCUACAUUAUCAGGACAUACCAAUUGGGUAUUAUGUGUAUCAUAUUCACCAUGUGGAACGAUGAUCGCCACCGGAUCCAUGGAUAAUACUGUAAGAUUAUGGGAAGCUGAUACUGGAAAACCUCUUGGUAAAGCAUUAACUGGUCAUGGUAAAUGGAUUACAAGUUUAACCUGGGAACCUUUACAUUUAGUUAAAGUUGGAAGUUCACCUCGUUUAGCAAGUGCAUCUAAAGAUUCCACUAUCAAGGUUUGGGAUACUUCAAGUAGAGUUUGUGAAUUGACUAUGAGUGGUCAUACCAAUUCUGUUUCAUGUAUUAAAUGGUCAGGUUCAAAUAUCAUCUAUAGUGGAUCUCAUGAUAAAACAAUCAAAGCUUGGGAUAUUUCAGCUAGAGGUAAAUGUAUCCAAACUUUAAAAAGUCAUGGUCAUUGGAUUAAUCAUUUAGCUUUAUCAACUGAUUAUGUUAUAAGGAAAGGUGGAUUCGAUCAUACUAGUAAUAAAAGUUCCAUCAAAGAUUUAUCUCCAGAAGAAUUAAGAACCAGAGCCAUCAAAGAAUAUGAAAAAGUCGCCAAAUUAAGCGGAUCAAUUCAUGAAAGAGUAGUUACAGCAAGUGAUGAUUUUACUAUGUAUUUGUGGGAACCUUUGAAAUCAGGUAAACCAAUCUGUAGAAUGACAGGACAUCAAAAAUUAGUCAAUCAUGUUUCAUUCUCACCUGAUGGAAGAUUUAUCGUAUCUUCAUCAUUCGAUAAUUCGAUCAAAAUUUGGGAUGGUUUGAAAGGUAAUUUCAUCGGAACUUUAAGAGGUCACGUGGCACCAGUUUAUCAAACUGCUUGGUCAGCUGAUAAUAGAUUAUUAGUCAGUUCUUCCAAAGAUACCACAUUAAAAGUUUGGGAUAUUAGAACCAAGAAAUUAGUAGUUGAUUUACCAGGUCAUGCUGAUGAGGUUUUCGCUGUUGAUUGGAGUUUAGAUGGUAAGAAAGUUGCCAGUGGAGGGAAAGACAAAAUGAUCAGAAUUUGGUCUCAUUAA
Messenger RNA from Yamadazyma jaroonii, 1560 nucleotides. The record is from the annotation of a GenBank genome assembly. NCBI's taxonomy places the organism in Eukaryota, Fungi, Ascomycota, Pichiomycetes, Serinales, Debaryomycetaceae.